AGAUGGAUCCGGAUGCACCAACAUUUCUGAAAAAGGAAAAUGCCGGGAAAAAAUCGGUCCUUCCGAAGGGUGAACUACCUCAUAAGGCAGUCUCUGAGCAAUUUGCAACAAGUCAGUUUUUCAAACAAACGAAGGUGUACCCAGAAUGGGAUUUGCCAUCCGUCACGCCUGCCUACAAUUUAAUGGUCGUCAAAAAGGAGUUGCAAAAGACCGAGAAGAUUUUAGAGGAGAAGCGGAAGGAGAAUAAACAGUAUCGCGAUCUACUGGACUCAGAAUGGGCAACAUUGCGACAGAAACAAAAAGAAGUUAUGGAAUCCUUCCCCAACCAUCAGACUUUCAUAAUUGAGAACGAGAAAAAGCGAGAGCGAGCGGAGCACGUGAUUAAGAUUGAAAAAGAAAAACAGGAGAAAUUCGAUUCGUCUAUUAAUGAGUUGAAGGAGAAAAUCAAGGAGUCGCUCAAAAUUCGAGACGUCAUGCAAAGUUACGUGGACCAGUACAAAAUCUACGAGGAUUACUUGAAGAGUGUGGUGGAGUCGCUGCCGGAGUUCAACUCGAUCAGGGAGGUGAUCGACAGGUACCGGACCCUGAUCUCGGUGGAGCGGGAGCUGGAGGAGAGGAAAGGAGCGGAGGUGGCGGCGAUGGAGGGAUACCGGAAGAGUAUGGUCGAGCUGACGGUGAGCAAGUCACAGGAGAUGAUGGUCCUCAAUAACAAACUCAUCGAGCUCCAGAGUAGCCACGAGCGGGCGAGCAAUCAACUCAAUUGGUUCCAAGACAUGCUCUCCGUCAUCGAUGCCAACGCCAGCAGACUCUUCGUCGAGCACUCAAUCGUCAAAGCAGCUAUACUGAACUUAUUCAAGGAGCUUUGCAAAUUUAAGAGGCUUCAUCACAUUUCAGUCAAAGAAAAUGAUUAUGAAGCACAACUUAAGUUCAUAAAAACAUCAUACCAGGAAUUAUUAAAAAUUGCAAAUAUUGCGAAGGCUCAAGAGGUGUCAGAUGAACAGUCUAUUAUGGCAAAUCUUUCAUUUGAUUCAAAUUAAUAUGAUCAGAGUGAUAUUAAACCACCACCAGUACAAUA
Bemisia tabaci is the source of this 1075-nucleotide messenger RNA. The record is from RefSeq and is a predicted model, not a curated record. NCBI's taxonomy places the organism in Eukaryota, Metazoa, Arthropoda, Insecta, Hemiptera, Aleyrodidae.